Messenger RNA from Tripterygium wilfordii, 1260 nucleotides. Its product is annotated as histone H1-like. Gene Ontology annotation, molecular function: nucleosomal DNA binding; structural constituent of chromatin; double-stranded DNA binding. NCBI's taxonomy places the organism in Eukaryota, Viridiplantae, Streptophyta, Magnoliopsida, Celastrales, Celastraceae. The transcript has 2 exons. Gene Ontology annotation, cellular component: nucleus; nucleosome. The record is from RefSeq and is a predicted model, not a curated record. Bases 104 to 988 code for a protein of 294 amino acids. Gene Ontology annotation, biological process: negative regulation of DNA recombination; chromosome condensation; nucleosome assembly.
UACUGUCCUCUCACCUCGAUCAGACUCGAUUGGUGUUCGAUUCUCAGUCUCCAAUCCCUAACCCUAGUUUUUCACAAUCAAAGUCCGAUCUCUAGCUUCGAUCAUGGCCUCCGAGGAGCCUACUGUAGCCGUUGAAGCUGCUCCAGAGGAGCCAACUCCUGCUGAACCGGCGGAGGAAAAGCCUGCUGCCAAAGGAAAGGCUAAGAAAGCUAAGGAACCUAAGCCGAAGAAGCCUGCCGCUCCUAGGAAGCCGAGGAGCCCUCCCUCUCAUCCUCCAUAUGAAGAGAUGAUCAAGGAUGCCAUUCUGACUUUGAAGGAGAAGAAUGGGUCUAGUCAGUAUGCGAUCACUAAGUUCAUCGAGGAGAAGCAUAAGCAGCUGCCUGCUAACUUCAAGAAGCUUUUGCUCUUCCAUUUGAAGAAGCUUGUCGGCUCUGGUAAGCUUACCAAGGUCAAGGGUUCGUUUAAGAUCCCGUCAGCUAAGGCUUCACAGAAGCCGGUUGCUGCAGCACCGGCGAAGAAGAAGCCUACCGUGAAACCCAAGGCAGCUGUCAAGCCCAAACCAGCAGCCAAGCCCAAACCAGCUGCCAAGCCCAAGGUGGUUGUUAAGCCGAAGGCAGCUGCCAAGGCGAAAGCGCCUGCGAAGACCAAAGCCGCUGCUAAGCCCAAGGCAGCUGUGAAGCCCAAGGCAGCUGCAAAGCCCAAAGCUGUUGCGAAGCCUAAGACUGCGGCUGCUAAGCCGAAGGCUUCAGCUGCCGCAAAACCGAAGGCGGCUGCUAAGCCCAAGGCAACUGCGCCUAAGCCAAAGCCGAAGGAAAAGCCUGCCAAGGUUGCGAGGACUUCAACAAGGACAUCUCCUGGGAAGAGGGCGGCAGCUCCCAAGCCGAAGACGGCCCCUGCGCCUAAAAAGGCACCAGCAAAGAGUGCAAAAGCAAAGACGGCGAAGUCUCCUGCAAAGAAGGCUACAACAACUCGGAGGGGGAAGAAGUGAUCCCUAAUGGAGAGAGUAGUUUCUCCUAGGCGUAGUGUUUGUAAAUUCCGGCGAUCUUUUGGGUGUAUUUAGUAUAUCCAUACCCAUGAAAACAUGAUAUCAAACCUUCUGCAUCUCCAUUCUCUACAGUUACAAUAUUCGGUUCAUUUACCGGUUUUCUUUUUAGUUAAUUUGUUCCCUUUUCUUAUUGAUAUUUGGAUAGUAUUGUAGAUCUAUCUUCUGCUUGAAUGGAUUAUGAGAUGUGACGAUCAUAGAAAUUGCUUCAAAUUCUA